Molecule: messenger RNA, 210 nt
Organism: Iphiclides podalirius (scarce swallowtail)
Lineage: Eukaryota; Metazoa; Arthropoda; Insecta; Lepidoptera; Papilionidae
Source: the annotation of a GenBank genome assembly
AUGGAAGGACUUUUUGUGUGCGGAAACUUGAUUCAGUCGCCGGACUACUACAGUAUGCAUCGACGGAAGCGACGCCGCCCGAAGUACGUAAGUAGGCAGGGCCCCAGGGCUGCCGCAACUUUGCCAUUCGACCGUUGGCAACGCUCCAACUAUCCCCCCCCCCCCCCCCCCCCCCCCCCCCCCCCCCCCCCCCCCCCCCCACCGCCAGAA